AUGGCCUUUCUGCGCUCGUUCCGGAUCGGCAACAGAUACAUAAGUUUCCAUGCGCUGCUCUUGUUGCGCUUCUAUUUGGCGCAGUUUUACUAUUUGGGCCUGCUGCGAUUGCAUUACGAGCGCGUGGGCAAUGCGGUGCAUCUGACCCCGUAUAGCGUGAGCAUCUCGCGGCUGAUUGGACUGCCCUUUGCGUACUUCCUGAGCGUAGCGCUGCUCAAUCCGUACUUCUCGCUGCUGUACUUGCAGCCGUAUCUGUUUGUGUGCUGCCUGCUGUGGCAGCCACGGCGUAUUCAUGAGCGCCGCGUGAGAUUAAUCAAUGGAUUCCUGCGUCUGGCGCCGGCGCUGUAUCGCCUGAGUCGCCGCCAGUUGAAGCUGUCGUGGCUGUUGGUUUUUCAAUUGGCGCUGAAGCUGCUCACGCUGAAGCUAUAUUUCUUGGUGCUGGCUCUACCCAAGGAUGGGCUGCACAAGUUGGCUUUGAUACUGAUCUUCGUGCUGCCCGGCACGCUGUCCGUUUGGUGCCUGGACACGACCUCGCAGCUGAUCAACAUCUGCCUAAGCCUUUUGCUCAAAUCCUUCGAGCAGCUGAACACGGAACUGAUCUUUCAGGUCGAGCAGCUGCACAUGAAGACCCUGCACGCCGACUACCGUGCCGUACACCGCAUCCAGCGCCGUCUGCGCUCCCUGCAGCGUCUCUAUGUAGCCUACGCGCGGCUCACCCAACAGCUCCUGGACUGCCUGGCACCGCAGCUGCUGCUGAUUGUGGUCUAUAAUGUGAGCAUGAUCUUUGCGCUGUCCUAUGCCCACUGGCGGCGGUUCUUGGACAUUUUGCUGCUGGCCAAUGGGCUGCGCCUGCUUUUCCAGUCUUUGGACGCACUGGUGGUUGCCACCGGUUCGCCGCGUGACACCUCGUGGGCGCAUGUGGCGGAUCUGCUGCAGCUCAACGAGGUGCUGGCCAUGCACGGCUGGCUGCAUCGACAUUGCUGGACGGCCCUCGACAUGGACAGCUGCGGACAGAGCGUAAGGCGUGCUUUGCUUCAGCCACGCCUCCAGGUGCUCGGGCUUUUCACGCCCAAUCGUCGGCUCUUCUUUCGCCUGUUUUUCUCCUACUGCAGCUACCUGUACCUGAGCUACAUGUGGAACAAGCGUCUCCCCGUGACCGAGCGGGAGAUAUUCAAUUUACUGCUACACUGA
This is a messenger RNA of Drosophila novamexicana, 1191 nucleotides long. RefSeq lists its product as uncharacterized. Lineage: Eukaryota; Metazoa; Arthropoda; Insecta; Diptera; Drosophilidae. The coding region runs from base 1 to 1191 and encodes 396 amino acids. The record is from RefSeq and is a predicted model, not a curated record. The transcript has a single exon.